AUGCCGGCCCCACAGCUCACGCAGCUGCUCUCACAGCUGCGUGCGCCCAUCUUCAACACCCUCCCCGUCGUCUCCAACGCCCGCAACGGCGCAAAAUACCUCAAGCGACGACUCCGCGGCCCCUCCAUUAUCAACUAUGCCCCGCAGCUGAGCAUGCCCUCGAUCAAGUUUAUCACCUCGAACAAGGCCAUGAACCCCUACGCGGGCUGGGAAGGAAACGGACUCAACUCGAGCUACAUGCUCCCCAAGGACAAGCUUGUUCCCGAGGGCUGCGUGGAGAUUGAGCGCAGUGUCAAGCCUGGACACAACGCGCGUGACCCCAACGCUGCCCGUGCUCCCUGGCUUGUCAACCCCAGGGAGGAGGAGCGUUUCGCCGACGUGGCGAGGAAGAGGAAGCUUGGAAAGGGCCCCCCCAAGAAGGGCCAAGGAAAGCGUGCCAUGCUCGGCAAGGGCAAGAAGAAGAAGUAG
This is a messenger RNA of Apiotrichum porosum, 468 nucleotides long. RefSeq lists its product as uncharacterized. The record is from RefSeq and is a predicted model, not a curated record. The transcript is spliced from 2 exons. Gene Ontology annotation, cellular component: mitochondrion. Bases 1 to 468 code for a protein of 155 amino acids. NCBI's taxonomy places the organism in Eukaryota, Fungi, Basidiomycota, Tremellomycetes, Trichosporonales, Trichosporonaceae.